UUUUAGCAAUAAUGGCUUUUGCUAGAUGUUGAAAGGAGGAAUAAAGGCUCAUUUAAAGUUAAACGCUUAUGCGCUCAUGUAUAACGCUCAUGUAAUUGGGACUAAAAGUGGAGAAAUUGAUGUAGUAUAGUAUUGAUAAUUUGCUGGCCGAAUUCAUUAAAUGGCCCCUGCGGGACAGAGCGCUUUGUGGUCCAGUGUACUUUGCUGUCGUAUAUGUUCAGAGCUUUUUAGUUCCAAAAAACUGCCAAUAAAUCUUGCUUGUGGUCAUACAAUAUGCCAUAAUUGCCUCAAGGAGCUUAGUACAAAAAGCUGUCCUUUGGAUCAGGCAUUGAUUUCCCUUCCUUCCGAAAAAUUACCUCCGAAUCUUGCUCUGCUCUCAGUCCUCUCAGAAUUUAUCAACAAUGAACCGGGAAUUUAUCAAGAACUCUCCAAAGAAUAUCGACACAUUGAGGCAACCCUCGUUGAACUAGCCUCUUAUUUACAUCCCGUCGAAUGCUUAUUUGGAGGAAGUGUUUGGAGUGAUGAAUUAAGUAGACCGAUGCAACGCAAAUUAAUAUCCUUAUUGUGUUAUCAGUUAAUGGAACAUAAGGGUCUACAAAGGGCACUUAAAACAGCACGUGCUUUAGCAGAACGUGCUCUUUCAGAAUUGAUCGUUUAUCAUCAAGAUAAUUCUAACAUAUCAACAGUUCUUUGGUCUGCUGUUCGUUCUAGAGGAUGCCAGUUCUUAGGUCCAGCAAUGCAAGAAGAAGUUCUGAGUCUCAUUUUAUUGAUACUUUCGGAUGGUGCAUUGAUGUCUCGUAAAACAUUGGUGUUAUAUAUUGUGCAAACAUUACGGCAAGAUUAUCCGCAAGCCUCGAAAACGUGUGUUGGUCAUGUUGUGCAGUUGCUUUAUCGAGCUAGUUGCUUUAAUGUAUUGAAACGUGAAGGUGAAUCAUCAUUGAUGCAGUUGAAAACGCAGUUUCGUGAUUACGGCGCACUGCGUCGCGAGCAUGAUGCACAAAUCGUACAAGUAGCAUUCGAGCAAGGUUUACGUAUAUCACCAGAUCAAUGGUCGGCUUUACUGUAUGGCGAUCAGCAUCAUAGAUCUCAUAUGCAAAGCAUUAUUGACAAACUCCAAUCGGCGCAAGAUUUCGAACAACAAAUCAAUGACUUGAAAGCAGCAACAGAACAAAGUUCUGAGCGCGAUAUGCUUAUUCCAACAUUCGAACAUUUCGAACGUUUCGCUAAUUUUGAUUACUUAAGUGGAGCGUGGACAAAUUCGUUUCCACCACUAAUUGUGUACGUCCCAAUGUAUGUCGUAAAAGCAAUCAAACUUAUAAAACAUGUUCUCGGCAAGAGUUUUUCAAAUUCGAAAAACAUGGCAGCUGAUCGUAUUUAUCCUACUAGUUUACAAUGUACAUACGCGCUUGCGAAAAAUGGAUUUCAUGCUCCUAAAAAUCAUGCGCAAUUACAUCCUCUACCUGUUCUCAUUGAGCCAAUGCCGCCAGAAUAUGAUAUAUUUCCGACAGUAGUCCCACAACUGCGGGUGGCAGAACUCCCACCACUGUUAACGAAUGCUUCAGCAGUUAGUCCAUUAUCAGCGGCUGCUGGGAGCAACGGUUUCGCUAAGAAAGAAGAGUCAUUCGUGAAUCAAAUUCGAAAUUUACUACCAGUAGCACUACCGAUCCCAUUAGAACCACUGAUGAUACCAGCAGUUAAUUACCCCGUUCCUUCGCCGCUAUUGCCAGUAACCUCAGUGAUACAAGUUGGAGUCCCUGAAUAUGUUAGUCUACCCGUUGGUAUGAGACCGAUUUCUCUAGUGCCUUCAUCAUUUGGUUAUAUUUCAGGAAGUGACAAUUUGAGUGGUGAAGUUUGCUCGACACAAAGUAAAAUACCGAUUGAGCCUCCAAAUUUGUCCCAGAUGCAAGACGGUGUACAUCGGGUAAGAUAUGAUCCCUGUGCUGAAGGAGGUUAUGCAUCGAAAAAUAAUGAAAUCGACGAAGAACAGUCAGUCUUAUCAAGGCCCCUGGAAUGUCCACAGCACACUGAGAGCACUUAUGCCGCUGAAAAUGCUGAUGUAAACAAUUUGCCAAGAAAUAGUUCUGUAAAAGUAGUCACCGUAUCAACGGUGGUCCCAACAGUCAGUCCCUAUCGGAUACGCAGUGCGAUUCCAGCUGCCAUUCAAGCACCGUGUACUGUUGUGCACAUCAGAGAUACCAUCAAACAGCCUUUACAAACACCUUGUAUUCAGCAGUCAGAGUCCUAUGAACAAAUAUGCGCAUCUGAGGGAGCUGAAGGCAAUCGAUGA
This is a messenger RNA of Loa loa (African eye worm), 2287 nucleotides long. RefSeq lists its product as hypothetical. The record is from RefSeq and is a predicted model, not a curated record. The transcript is spliced from 16 exons. Lineage: Eukaryota; Metazoa; Nematoda; Chromadorea; Rhabditida; Onchocercidae. The coding region runs from base 161 to 2287 and encodes 708 amino acids.